Molecule: messenger RNA, 1409 nt
Organism: Trichoderma virens Gv29-8
Lineage: Eukaryota; Fungi; Ascomycota; Sordariomycetes; Hypocreales; Hypocreaceae
Exons: 1
Coding region: 199-984 (261 amino acids)
Biological process (GO): pentose-phosphate shunt; carbohydrate metabolic process
Molecular function (GO): 6-phosphogluconolactonase activity
Source: RefSeq, a predicted model, not a curated record
GAAAAAUAGAGCAAACCCCGCCAUCCAAGCAUCCGGACCUCUAAGUGAAUUUGCACAGCUCCAAGCAAAAUAAAGAAAAAAACACCACGCCGAAUAGACUGACGAUCCUUCGAAUACACGAUCCAGGCACUGUCCUUUCUUUGCAAUCAGACCAACCUCAACAGUCCUGCUUCCAGCCUCGUUUUUACAGUUACAACCAUGCCCAAGACACAGCCCAACCUAUACGCCUUUCCAAGCGGCGAUGUCCUCGCACAAGCUCUGCGCGCAUACGUGAUCCAGAGCCAAAACGCCGGUAUUGAGCGGCACGGCGUCUUCAAGGUGGCCGUUUCUGGCGGCUCGCUGCCCAAGACGCUCGCCGCGGCCCUCCUAGCGCCCUCGUCCGGCCCCGGCGACGUCGUCGACUUUUCCAAAUGGGAAAUCUUCUUCGCCGACGAGCGUGCCGUGCCGCUGGACCACGCAGACUCCAACUACGCCCUGGUCAAGGCCGAGCUGCUCGACAAGCUGCCCGCGGACCAGCAGCCCGCCGCCGUGCACGCAAUCGACACCACGCACCUCGGCGACAUCCAGGAGCUCGCUGACCAGUACGAGAAGACGCUCGUGGCCAGCUUCGCCUCGCGAGAUUCCGUUCGCUUGCCCAUCUUUGACCUCCUGCUGCUCGGCUGCGGCCCGGACGGCCACACCUGCUCCCUCUUCCCCGGCCAUGAGCUGCUCCGCGAGGUAGACGCCUGGGUUGCCCCCAUCGAGGACUCCCCCAAGCCGCCCCCCAAGAGAAUCACCCUGACGCUCCCCGUUGUCACGCACGCCGUCCGUGUCGCUUUCGUUGCCACUGGCGGCGGCAAGAAGGAUAUCAUGAAGCAGAUCUUCGACGCCGGCGCGGGGCUGCCUUGCGCUCUUGUCAACGAGGCCGCGGGAGACCGAUGCAGCUGGUUCGUCGACGAGCCCGCCGUUGAGGGCGUCACCUUCCCCCGGAGGGCGUACCUGUAAAAGGAGAUGAGCAUGGAAAUGGCGCAUUAUGGGGGAGGCGGAAGAAGAACGGAUUCGAAUUGAUGAUGAUGCAUGACCACAGCAAAUGAUGAGAUGACGCGAAAAACCGUGAAUGGGCAGAUGGGCAAGCAGCAUCUUCAAAAAAAGAAAACCGAAAAAAAGAAAAGGAAAAAAAAAUCUUCCCAUGUGUGAAGCCAACCCGCCUCCACGAGCUUGGUUUCUUCUUUUUUUUCUUUCCUGUGUCCUUUUUAUCGCUUUCGCUGGGAGGUAUUUUUUGACUCUUUGAAAAGAAAAAAGCUUGUCUCACGGUUGUAUUUUAUCAUUGAUAUCUUAUGCCCCGGCUUCGAGGAGCACGCUGGGCCUGUCCUUUUUUUUUUGUUACUUAGAUUAUAAGAUGCUUUACUGGAAAAGAAACUUAUCCCGUU